Molecule: messenger RNA, 1178 nt
Organism: Lolium perenne
Lineage: Eukaryota; Viridiplantae; Streptophyta; Magnoliopsida; Poales; Poaceae
Product: ethylene-responsive transcription factor CRF5-like
Biological process (GO): regulation of DNA-templated transcription
Molecular function (GO): DNA binding; DNA-binding transcription factor activity
Source: RefSeq, a predicted model, not a curated record
GCUCAGACGCGGCAAGGUUAAGGCUGCAGCUUCCUUCCUUUCCUGCUGGGGUCAGGUCGCAGCCCUCGCUUCGUUUUCGGAGAGAGCCUUCCGGUGGUGGUACGGUGGUGGAGAGAAGACAACAAGGUCUGCUUGCCAUGUCGCGGUCGCGCACGGUGCGGAUCUUGUGGGACGACCCCGACGUGACGGACUCAUCAAGCGAGGAGGAGGAGGCGCGCGGCGCCCGGAGGGUGGGGAGGAUGGUGCGGGAGCUCCCGCCGGCGCCGACGCCGCUGGUCACCGCUGGUUUGCCGGAGCUGUGCAGCGCCGGGGACGACGACCGGUCGUCGAGGCGGCCCGGCCCUGGCCAUGGCGUAUGUAACGCCGGGGCGGCGCGGAAGAGGGCGGCCAACAAGGGCGCGCAGAGCGCCAAGUUCCGCGGCGUGCGGCGGCGGCCGUGGGGCAAGUACGCGGCGGAGAUCCGCGACCCGUGGCGCGGCGUGCGCGUCUGGCUCGGCACCUUCGACACCGCCGAGGAGGCGGCCCGCGUGUACGACGCCGCCGCCGUGCAGCUCCGCGGCGCCGGCGCCACAACCAACUUCUCCGCCUCUGCGACGGACUCGACAGAGAGCGCCCAGGAGGAAGAUCCUCCUCUGCCGGCCGGCGGGUACGAGUCCGGCGCGGAGUCUUCGCAGGCGGCCUCGUCCCCGACCUCCGUGCUGCGCAAGGUGCCCUCCAUGUCGUCCCUCGCGGAGGACAGGGCGUACGACUCCGAGCCCUGCCAUGGCGACGCCCCCACCCGCGGCCUGGCGGCCCUGGAGGAGCUGGGCGAGUUCGUGCCGUUCGAGCACGCGCCGGUCUACUCGUCCGGCACCGGCUUUUGGGACUUCGAGCCGCAGGCGGGGCUGCUCUACGCGGAGCCCUCCUCCUCGUCCGCCGAGGAGGCCUCCUGGGACGCCGGCGAGCCGUGGGCCGCGCCGCCGCCGGCGGGGGUGCCGGAGAACGACUACUUCUUCCAGGACCUGCGCGACCUGUUCCCGCUCAGCAACCUUCCCGCGAUUUUCUAAUCGGGAACGGCUGCUCUUUUUUGCGUGUAUGUCGAGCGUAUUUUGUCGUGUAUGUGUGUGUCACUGUGUAGUAUUUGUACGUCCCUGUGCGCUGUGUGCCCUUGAGUCGUCGAUGAGAAAUGUUGUACGAUC